AUACUACGAAAUUGUUCUCUUCAUCAUCCUCUUCUUUCACGUUUUCCCCUUGUUAUAUAUAUUCUUUUUUCCAGAAUUUAAGAUCCUUUCUAUGCACAAAAGAAACUAUAUUAUAAAAAAAAAUUAUAAAUUUGAAUCCCUUCAUAUUAUUAAACCCCUUUGAAUCAUUUAUCUCAUAGGUAUUUUGAAGAACCCAAGUUUUUCUUUUUGGUAAAUUUAGCUUUUGGGUAUCUCCCAUUUUGAGUUGAGCAAAAAAAAAAUAGUAUUUGAAGAAAAGAUGUUGGGAGAACUCAUCACCAGCAGUUUAGUAUUGGUUCUUGGAUAUGCAUAUCCUGCUUUUGAAUGUUAUAAGACUGUUGAGAAUAGCAGAGUUGAAAUUGAAGAACUCAGAUUUUGGUGCCAAUAUUGGAUUAUUGUGGCAUUGUUGAGAAUAUUUGAGAGCUUUGGUGAUGUAUUCAUGACAUGGCUACCAAUGUACAGUGAAGCAAAAUUGGCACUUAUAAUAUACUUAUGGUAUCCAAAAACAAAGGGAACAAGAUACAUAUAUGAUACAUUAUUGAAACCAUAUGUAUCAAGGCAUGAACCAGAUAUUGACAGGGGUUUUCUAGAGUUCAGAACAAGGGCAUUUGACUUGGCUAUUUAUUACUGGCAAAAUUGCACUGAAUUGGGACAAGCUAAGUUCUUUCAAUUGCUUGAUUUUGCUUCUCCAUCUAGAAGAGAUUCACAUCUUAUCUCUGAGCAAAGAAAUGGUACUGACCAUUCUCGCCGAUCGCCACCACCUUCGGCCCCACCAUCACCAUCAUCGUCAUCGUCAUUCGGGUUCUUUCGGAGAAGUAAGCCAUCAUCCGAUCGGAGGCAACCACCACCACCAUCACCACGAUCAGAUAGAAGGCAACCACAAUCUCCGCGGUCUUACUCCUCUCACCGGUCCAUAUACUAAACCUAGCCGACCCGAGUACACCUGAAGGAUCGAACUCGAUACCUAGACCCAGAGGAUUAUCUCGAACCCGGUUCGGAUCCCAAUAUGGAUUCUAAUAUAGACGCUCUAGUAACAAUACAUUUGUACAUUGUAAUUUGUAUAUAAUCAAAAAUGAACGACGACAAAAAAAAAAUCACAAGUAUUUUUUUAUUGAAUUUUUUUCCUUUUUCUUAUGGUUUAUACAUAUAGAAAAAUGAAAUUCGUUCGUUGUA
This is a messenger RNA of Solanum lycopersicum (tomato), 1191 nucleotides long. The record is from RefSeq and is a predicted model, not a curated record. NCBI's taxonomy places the organism in Eukaryota, Viridiplantae, Streptophyta, Magnoliopsida, Solanales, Solanaceae.